AUGAGCGAGCAGCAUGAGACGGCGUCGACUGCUUUCAACACUCAGAGCCUGGAUUCGAAUGCUACAGCUGCCUCCAACUUGCGCAUGGACUGCUCGUCUGCAUCGUCGACCAUGGAGUUUGAAGCUAAAAGGUUCAAGUCUGAGCAUUUUGAGUCUGAACCACCUCUAGAAGAACGUUUGGUUGGGGUCCUGUGCUGUGUCGUCUGCCUCGACCUGCCCAAUCAGACCUUCUUUCAAUGCACGAAUGGACACCUGAUGUGCAUCAGCUGUCUCACUCACUUGUUGGCCGAUGCCCGAAUUAAAGAUGAGAACUCGACGUGUCCGCAGUGCAGAUGUGAGAUCAACAGGAAUGUCUGCAUUAGAAAUCUGGCUGUUGAAAAGGCCAUUUCAGAGCUGCCCAUUCUGUGCGGCCACUGCUCGAAGCAGAUGCCCAGAAGUGCACUGGACAACCACGAGAAGAACCUCUGUCCAGACAGACUAGUUCAAUGUUCAUACACAAAGUUGGGCUGUACGUGGGAAGUUCUGCCUUCAGUGCAGCAGGCACUUGCUGAGAAGAACAAGGAGAUGUCUGUCUUCAGGAGCAUCUAUGACCUGCUCAGUGCCGAGAAGAUUGUUCCUAUUGACGCGCAGUUGCGUCCAGGCCGAACAGACGAGUACAUCCCGAAGUUGUUCUACGAGUCGAACAGGUUCACUGCUCAUAGCUAUCAAUGGACGGUGAAGGCGAGGCUCUCGUACGUGGCAGUGAAGGGCCCGUUCGGGGAGGUGCCCAUCAACCCGGCCAUCCACGACUUCGAGUUUUCCUCUGAGAAUUCAGACUCUGCCUACAAGGAACUCAUCCUGCCAAGCUCCACCGACUGCAACAGGCUGCUGGCUGGAAAGACCAUCAACAUCAGACUGAUCAUCGUGCAGAACGUUAAGUAG
This is a messenger RNA of Helobdella robusta, 921 nucleotides long. RefSeq lists its product as hypothetical. The coding region runs from base 1 to 921 and encodes 306 amino acids. NCBI's taxonomy places the organism in Eukaryota, Metazoa, Annelida, Clitellata, Rhynchobdellida, Glossiphoniidae. Gene Ontology annotation, molecular function: zinc ion binding. The transcript has 7 exons. Gene Ontology annotation, cellular component: nucleus. The record is from RefSeq and is a predicted model, not a curated record.